Molecule: messenger RNA, 2397 nt
Organism: Choloepus didactylus (southern two-toed sloth)
Lineage: Eukaryota; Metazoa; Chordata; Mammalia; Pilosa; Megalonychidae
Gene: ADGRG7
Product: adhesion G protein-coupled receptor G7
Exons: 18
Coding region: 1-2397 (798 amino acids)
Biological process (GO): cell surface receptor signaling pathway; G protein-coupled receptor signaling pathway
Cellular component (GO): membrane
Molecular function (GO): G protein-coupled receptor activity
Source: RefSeq, a predicted model, not a curated record
AUGGCUUCCUGCCGCAUCAGUAACGUCAGGGAGCUGGUAGCCAUCGUGUGUGGGUUGCUGACGGCCAUCAUUUUGGGACUAGGCAUCUGGAGGACUGUGGUCAGGAUCCAGAGAGGUAAUUGGGUCCCUAUUCCAGGCCUCCCCUAUGGUUUCUGCAAAAAUGGUGGAACCUGGCAGAAUGGCAGAUGCAUUUGUCCAGAAGAGUGGAAAGGACUGAGAUGUACAAUCACUAAUUUCUGUGAGAACAGUACCUAUGAGGGUUUUACUUUUGCCAGAAUUCCAGUGGGCAGAUAUGGACCUUCCUUACAAACGUGUGAAAAGAACACUCCCAAUGCGGGCUUUCCAAAGGCAACGCGGCUGUGCAAUCUCACUAUGUUUGGAGAGAUAGAACUACAAAAUGCGACAAUGGGAAAUUGCUCUGAAACUCUGAAAUCACUGGAAGACCAGAUAGUGGACAUCUCAAACAAAUCUGGGAACAUUUCCUCUGCAGCCCAGAUUUUAACAUCUGAUGCCAAUAAAUUAACUGCUGAGAACAUCUCUUCUGCUACUAUGGUGGUUGCACAGAUCUUCAACUCAUCACAAAACGCUACACCUGAGGCAAAAGAAGUUGCUGUAACAACAGUGAGUCAGCUCCUAGAUGCCAGUGAAGAUGUUUUUCAAAGAGCAGCUGCUGUUGAUAAGAAUAAUAUCUUUGGAAUGCUUAUUCAGAACAUGGAGAAUUAUUCCUUGUCUUUGGACAAUGGGUCAGUGGUGGUACCUAAUAUAGCAGUACAGUCUGUAAAAUUAUCUCCAAAUAACACUGUGGGGUUUGAAGGUAUUCGCUUCUCUGUGGGGAAAGGAGCUAGCGAUUUUCUAACUCCUAGUUCAACACAGAUAGAUUCAAAUGCAAAUGGCCUUAAUCCAGAAGGACAGACUGAACUCCAGAUCUUGCUCAAUAUCAGUAAAGCUGACACCACGGCAUGUGGAUUUGUAAUGUUUCAAAACAACAAGCUUUUCCAAUCAAAAAUUUUUAGACCAAGAUCAAAUUUUAAUCAAAGAGUUAUCUCAGGCAGCAUUGAGACAAGUGAUUCUGAAAAGAGAGCUUCUGUUGAAAUGGUCUUUAAUCCAAAGCACAACCAAAAGCAAUUUGAUCUCCAUUCCUAUGCCUGUGUCUUUUGGAAUGUUACAAAAGAGGAUUGGAGCACGGUUGGCUGUUUCAAAGAGAGGCGCACUGAUGGAUUCCUUCACUGCCACUGCAAUCACACCACCAACUUUGCUGUAUUAGUGAGUUUCAGAAAGAUAUAUAAAUAUCCUGCAUCACUAGAUGUAUUAUCCACUGUUGGAUGUGCACUGUCCAUUGCUGGUCUGGCUCUCACGAUUAUAUUUCAGAUUGUCACCAGGAAAGUUAGAAAAACUUCAGUAACUUGGGUGUUGGUCAGUCUGUGCACAUCAAUGUUGAUUUUCAACCUCCUCUUCGUGCUUGGAAUUGAAAACUCCAAUAAGAACUUAAAGAUGAGUGACAUCAAUACCAACAAUACUGGCACUGACAAUGAUGAGAUCCCCACAACAGACAUUGUGAACACCCCAAACCCCAUGUGCACUGUGAUGGCGGCCUUACUGCACUAUUUUCUGUUAGCGACAUUUACCUGGACUGGGCUCAGUGCUGCACAGCUCUAUUUCCUUCUGAUUAGGACCAUGAAGCCCCUUCCGCCACAUUUCAUUCUCUUCAUAUCUGUAAUUGGAUGGGGCGUCCCGGCUGUAGUGGUGUCUCUAACAGUGGGAAUUCUUUAUUCUCAGAAUGGGAGCAAUUCACAGUGGGAGUUAGACUACCGACAAGAGGAGAUCUGCUGGCUGGCAGUUCCAGAAAGCAAUGGUUUUAUAACAAGUCCGUUUUUGUGGUCAUUCAUCAUACCUGUGGCCAUCAUCCUAAUCAGCAAUGUUGUUAUAUUUGUCAUCAUCACAGUCAAAGUGCUGUGGAAGAAUAACCAGAAUCUGACAAGCACAAAAAAGGUUUCAUCCAUUAAGAAAAUCCUUAGCACAUUAUCUAUUGCAGUCAUUUUUGGAAUUACUUGGAUUCUUGCAUUCCUUAUGCUAGUUGAUAAUGAUGAUAUCAGGAUCAUCUUAAGCUACAUAUUCUGCCUUUUCAACACUACUCAGGGAUUGCAAAUUUUUAUCCUCUACACUGUUAGAACAGGAAUUUUUCAGAGAGAAGCUUCCAAAGUGAUGAAGUCGCUGUCGUCAUCCGCUGAGAGAGUGAAGUCAGUGCCAUUGUUCAGAAAACCAAAGCUGCGUGUAAGGAUGUAUAAUAUGAUCAGAUCCUUUCCAACCCCAAAAGAACACUUUAGGCUAUUGGAGCCAUCUGUAGUCACUGAGGAAAUGACCCUGUCUGAAAGUGACCAAGCAAACUCAAGCAUCUAG